GGGCCGAAUUUUCCAAAUAAAAAAAAAAACCCCUAUUUAACUUCAACUUUACCUAUCUUCAGUUCUUCACAUGCCAAAAUUAACACCCCUGAAUUUCACACUCCCUCUCCCAAACUCAUCAUCCUAUAAUACAAAGGGUUUGGAAUAUAUAUCAAAUAUCAAAAUACAUCACAACAUCAAAAUGGCCUCAAUUGUUACUAUGGCCACCAUUGUCACAUUAGUCCUCGCACUAGCAUGUUGUGGCAUGUCUGCCCCGACCUCAGUGCCGAAAACCACUGCAGCGGCCCCGGCCCCGGAGAGCAAUGGCUGCUUGAUGGCACUAGCAAACAUGUCAGAUUGUCUGACCUAUGUUGAGGAUGGGAGUAAGUUGUCAAAGCCCGACAAAGGGUGCUGCCCUGAGUUGGCAGGGUUGGUUGAUAGCAACCCCAUUUGCUUGUGUGAGAUGCUAGGCAAACCUGACUCUAUUGGCAUCAAAAUUGAUUUGAACAAAGCCCUCAAGCUUCCUUCUGUUUGUGGAGUGACCACUCCCCCUGUUAGCACCUGUUCCGCUGUGGGAGUCCCCGUGUCCUUGCCUCCAUCAAUGAGUGAAGGUCCAAGUAUUGCACCGGGAGCCUUCAGUCCUUCAAAUGCAGAUGCUGCGAAUCCUGCUUCAAGUCCUAACUCUGCUUCUAGUCCUGCAGGUGGGCUAGGCCCUUCGUCCGAGGAUGCUGCUGCCAGCCCUUCUCAAAACAAAAAUGAAGUUUCAGCCAUUCACCCUUCUGCUUUGACUAAUUUCUUUUUUGGCCUUUUCACUUUAUUUGUCUCUGUAUUCUUCUGAUUUUACACACAUUUAUUCUGUGUCAUUAUUUUAGUGGAUAUUUUAUUUCCUCAUUAUUUGUAUGUUGUGAGCCACUUUGAUUAAAGCUUUUGUUGUAAUUUUAUGCACUGUUGCAAUAUUGUUACUGUCAUUAUUAGUGAGCCAUACACUUUAAUUAGGAACUUCAUGCCUGCAUUUUUACGCCGAGAUAUUCAUUUUUUU
Glycine soja is the source of this 1018-nucleotide messenger RNA. Its product is annotated as non-specific lipid transfer protein GPI-anchored 2-like. The record is from RefSeq and is a predicted model, not a curated record. Bases 71 to 817 code for a protein of 248 amino acids. Lineage: Eukaryota; Viridiplantae; Streptophyta; Magnoliopsida; Fabales; Fabaceae. The transcript has 4 exons.